Messenger RNA from Symphalangus syndactylus (siamang), 4910 nucleotides. Its product is annotated as gap junction alpha-1 protein-like. Gene Ontology annotation, molecular function: gap junction channel activity. Gene Ontology annotation, biological process: cell-cell signaling; cell communication by electrical coupling; heart development. Gene Ontology annotation, cellular component: connexin complex. NCBI's taxonomy places the organism in Eukaryota, Metazoa, Chordata, Mammalia, Primates, Hylobatidae. The record is from RefSeq and is a predicted model, not a curated record.
UCUUCAUUCCUACCAACAGUGUACAGGGUUUCUCCAUACCCCUGCCAAUAUUUGUUAUCUUUUCACUUUUUAAAAAUAGCCAUCUUAAUGGGAGUAAGGUGCUAUCUCACAGUGGUUUUGAUUUGCAUUUCCCUGAUGAUUACUAAUGUUGAGCACCUAUCGUAUAUCUGUCAGCCAUUUUUAUGUUUUCUUUGGAGAAACAUCUAUUUAGGCCCUUGCCCAUUUUUAAAAACAGUUCUUUGUUGUUUUGUUUUUGUUUUUUGGAUUUUUUUUUUUUUUUGAGACAAUGUUUUGCUCUCGUUAGCUCAUCAGUUGUAUGUGAUUUUUUUUUUUUUUUUGAGACAAGGUUUCACUCUGUUGUGGCACACCUGUUGUGAUCAGUGGCAUUAUCACAGCUUACUGCAGACUCAACCUCCCUGGCCUAAAUGAUACUUCCAUCUCAGCCUCCUGAGUAGCUGGGACUACAGGCACACAUCACCAUGUCUGGUUAAUUAAAAAAAAAAUCACAGAGACAGGAUAUCACUACAUUGCCCAGGCUGGUCUGAACUCCUGGAUCCAACAAUCCUCCUGCCUCAGCCUCCCAAAGUGUUGGGAUUACAGGUAUCAGCCACCGCAUCCAGCCUCCUGUGCCCAUCUUUAAACUGAGUUAUUUGCUUUUCUACUAUCGAGUUGUAUGAGUUCUUUAUACACUUUGGAUAUUAACCCCUUAACAGGUAUAUGAUUUGCAAGUAGUUUUCACCAUCUGUAGGCUACUGUUUCAUUUUGCUGAUUGUUUCCUUUGCUGUGCAGAAGCUUUUCAGUUUAAUAUAGUCCUAUUUAUUUAUUUUUGUUUUUGUGGCCUGAGUUUUUGCUGUAAUAUCGAAAAAAUCAUCACCAAGGCCAAUGUCCCAGAGUAUUCCCCCAUGUUCUCUUCUAGGAAUUUUAUCGUUUCUGGUUUUAUAUUUAGGUCUUUCAUCCAAUUUGAGAUGAUUUUUGUGUAUGGUAUAAAUAAGGGUCCCAUUUCAUUCUUUUGCAUGUGAAAAUGCAGUUUUCCCAGCACCAUCUGUCGGACAGACUAUCCUUUCCCCUUUGUGUCUUCUUGUCAAAAAUUAGUUGACUAUAUAUGUUUGGAUUUAUUUCUGAGUCAAGACUUAUUAUAAAGCUACUGUCAUCAAGACAUUGUGGUAUUGGCAUGGAGACAAAACGAUUGACAGAAAAGAACAGAGUCUAAAAAUAGAGACACAUAUAACUAUGAAAAAUGAAUUUUAUAUGAAGGUAAAAAGUUGAGAGAGAAAGAAUAGUCAUUUAAAACAAGUGGUGCUGGAAAAAGUGGAUAUCCACAUGCCAAAAAUAUAAACUUCUAACCAUUUCCCACACCAUAUACACAAAUUAACUUGAAAUGGGUCCUACACUCAAAUAUAAAUUUUAAAACUUUAAAACUUCUAAAAGUAAACUUAAGAAAAAACUUUUAGGACCUUGGGUUCAACAAAGUUUUCUUAGAUAUACCAUCAAAAGUAUGAUCCAUAAAAGAAAAAAAUUGAUUAAACUUUAUCAAAAUAAAGAUGUUUUUCAAAAGACACUGUUAAGAGAAUGAAAAGACACAGACUGAGAGAAAAAGGAUUUGUAUCCAGAAUAUGUAAAGAACCAAGACUUAAUUAUAAGAAAACAACCAACCCAAUUUUUAAAAUAGGCAAACGAUUUGGACACUUGACCAGUGAAGACAUACAAACGUCAAAUAAGCAAAUGAAAACAUGCAUGACAUCAUUAUUCAGUGGGAAAGGGUAAAUUAAAAUCACAAUAAGGUAUAGAAGUAUUAGAAAGGCUAACAACUAACCAGGCCAAGUAAGUGCUGACGAGGAUGGGGAGGAACUGCAACUAUCAUAGACUGCUGUUGGGAAUGUAAACUAGAACAAAAACUUUAGAAAGUAAUUUGGUUGUUUCUUAAAAAGUUUGACAUGCAAAUGCCAGAUGAUCCAUUCAUUCCACUACUAGGCAGUUUCCCAAGAGAAUGAAAGCAUUUGUCCAGAUAAAGGCUUGUAGAGGAAUGUUUACAGCAACUUCAUUUAGAGUAGCCCCAAACUGGAAAUCAUCCAAAAGUCUAUCAACAGCUGAAUGGAUAAACUGCAGUAUAUUCAUUAAAUAGAACUCCACUCAGCAAUCAAAAGAAUGACCUAUUGAUACACAUUACAAUAUGGAUUAAUCUUAAAAUAAUUAUACUUAGCGAAAAAAAGUGCUUACUGCAUGAUUCUAUUUUUUAAGAGUUCUGAGAAAUGCUAAUACAUAGUGACAGAAAGCACCUUAGUGGUUGGCUGUGACAGGGUAGUAAAAAGUAGAAGAAAGGAAUUACAAACAGGCAUGAGAAAAUUUAGGUGCUAUAGAUUUGUUCAAAACAUGUAUCUGCUGCAAUGAGAUUGACAGCCUCCAUUACUUUUUUUUUUUUGAGACAGAGUCUCACUCUUUCGCUGAGGCUGGAGUGCAGUGGCAUGAUCUUGGCUCACUGCAACCUCUGCCUUCUGGGUUCAAGUGAUUCUCCUCCCUCAGCCUCCCAAGUAGCUGAGAUUACACAGGCAUGCACCACCACACCCGGCUAAUUUUAUUUUUAGUAGAGAUGGGGUUUCACUAUGUUGGCCAGGCUGGUCCCGAAUGUCUGACCUUAUGAUCCACCCACCCUGGCCUCCAAAGUGCUAGGAUUACAGGCGUGAGCCACUGUUCCCGGCCGCCUCCAUUACUUUUCUGAGACUUGUGACAUUAAUAAAUGUGUGAUAUUACAUAAUGAAUUAUAUCAUUAUUUCAUAUACCUGCACGACUUGGUGAUCUGAUAUUUUCCAAAUGACUGAAGCAUGAUGCUAUAAAAUCAUGCAUGGGUAAAAGACGCAUUCAAACUGCAAGAUCAACCAAUGAACUUAAUGUAACUGAAUAUGAAAAGUUCACUAAUAAGAUUUGAGAUUCCACACUGCAAACAGCCUUUAGGAAAAUUUAGAAAAAUUUAGCAAAAUCUACUGUGGUAGAUAGAAUUUGAAUAUGGCCUCCCAAAGAUGUCCUACUGUAAUACCUGGAUCCCUAUGAGUGUAAGUACUACUCAUAAUAUGUUCUAUCAUGUACAGUUGACCUUAAAAUAAGAUUAUCCAGGUGUGCCUGAUCUAAUCAUACAAGCCCUUUUAAAAGUAGAGAGUAGCAGCUUUUAUGAGGUAUCAGCACUUUUCUUUCAUUAGGGGGAAGGCGUGAGGAAAGUACCAAACAGCAGUGGAGUUUUAAACUUUAAACAGACAGGUCUGAGUGCCUGAACUUGCCUUUUCAUUUUACUUCAUCCUCCAAGGAGUUCAAUCACUUGGCAUGACUUCACUUCUUUUAAGUAAAAGAGUGGUGCCCAGGCAACAUGGGUGACUGGAGCACCUUAGGCCAAAUCCUUGACAAGGUUCAAGCCCACUCAACAGCUGGAGGGAAGCUGUGGCUGUCAAUACUUUUCAUUUUCCGAAUCCUGCUGCUGGGGACAGUGGUUGAGUCAGCCUGGGGAGAUGAGCAGUCUGCCUUUUGUUGUAACACUCAGCAGCCUGGUUGUGAAAACGUCUGCUAUGACAAGUCUUUCCCAAUCUCUCACGUGCGCUUCUGGGUCCUGCAGAUCAUAUUUGUGCCUGUACCCACACUCUUGUACCUGGCUCAUGUGUUCUAUGUGAUGCGAAAGGAAGAGAAACUGAACAAGAAAGAGGAGGAACUCAAGGUUGCCCAAACUGAUGGUGUCAAUGUGGAGAUGCACUUGAAGCAGAUUGAGAUAAAGAAGUUCAAGUAUGGUAUUGAAGAGCAUGGUAAGGUGAAAAUGCAAGUGGGGUUGCUGCGAAACUACAUCAUCAGUAUCCUCUUUAAGUCUAUCUUUCAGGUGGCCUUCUUGCUGAGCCAGUGGUACAUCUAUGGAUUCAGCUUGAGUGUUGUUCACACUUGCAAAAGAGAUCCCUGCCCACAUCAGGUGGAUUGUUUGCUCUCUUGCCCCACAGAGAAAACCAUCUUCAUCAUCUUCAUGCUGGUGGUGUCCUUGGUGUCCCUGGCCUUGAGUAUCACUGAACUCUUCUAUGUUUUCUUCAAGGGCAUUAAGGAUCAGGUUAAAGGAAAGAGCGACCCUUACCAUGCGACCACUGGCCCGCUGAGCCCCGCCAAAGACUGUGGGUCGCAAAAAUACGCUUAUUUCAAUGGCAGCUCCUCACCAACUGCUCCCCUCUCGCCUAUGUCUCUUCCUGGGUACAAGCUGGUUACUGGUGACAGAAACAAUUCUUCUUGCCGCAAUUACAGCAAGCAAGCAAGUGAGCAAAACUGGGCUAAUUACAGUGCAGAACAAAAUCGAAUGGGGCAGGCAGGAAGCACCAUCUCUAACUCCCAUGCACAGCCUUUUGAUUUCCCUGAUGAUAACCAGGAUUCUAAAAACCUAGCUGCUGGACAUGAACUACAGCCACUAGCCAUUGUGGACCAGCGAUCUUCAAGCAGAGCCAGCAGUCGUGCCAGCAGCAGACCUGGGCCUCAUGACCUGGAGAUCUAGGUACAGGCUUGAAAGCAUCAACAUUCCACUCACUUGUGGAGAAGAAAAAAGGUGCUGUAGAAAGUGCACCAGGUGUAAAUUUUGAUCUGGUGGAGGUGGUACUCAACAGCUUAUUCAUGAGGCUUAGAAAACACGAAGACAUUAGAAUACCUAGGUUCACUGGGGGUGUAUGGGGUAGAUGAGUGGAGAAGGAGGGGAUAAGAGAGGUGCAUGUUGGUAUUUAAAGUAGUGGCUUCAAAGAACUUUAUUACGUGAUACAUAGAUAAGGGCUUUUUCUCCCCACAAACACCCCUAAGAAUGGUUCUGUGUAUGUGAAUGAGUGGGUGGUAAUUGUGGCUAAAUAUUUUUGUUUUACCAAGAAACUGAAAUAAUUCUGGCCAGGAAUAAAUACUUCCUGAACAUCUUA